UCGGGAGGCUGAGGUGGGAGGAUGGUUUGAACCCAGUAGGUCGAGGCAGCAGUGAGCAGUGAGCAGUGGUCGGUGCCCACCGCACUCCAGCCUGAGCGAGACUGAUACCUUGUCUCAAAAAACAAAAACAAAACCAAAAAAAGCCGCAGGAGUUCUGGGGGAGAUUUCCCGCAGCCCAGUUUCGCCAGGGGCCCAGCAUCACCCCCUGGGCUCCGCCGCCCACUCAUGCCCUUCACCUGAGGUGAGCGCCCCCACCGCUCCACCCCUUCUCAUCCCGCGUCGCCGUCCCGCCUAUUUUCCCUCUCACACCCAUCUUUUGAACCGUCCCUUCACCUUUCAAUCAAUUCAAAUAUCGCAAGGAGAAAACCAAUCGCAAGCCUAAUUGAGUGGAAGGGGCGGGAUCUUCCACGGAAGUGUUGGUUAAAGCCCCUCCAAUCAGCGGCUCCGUGCGGAAAGUUUGAAUUUCGUGGAGGCUCGGGUUGUGAGGGUUCCUGCUUCGGAGUCGGCGGUGGUCGUCCAGAACGAGUGUUUUUUACUUUUUGUUUGGUUGAGGUUUCACGCCAGAAGGUGCCUCAGGAUGUCUUCAUCACAUUUUGCCAGUCGACACAGGAAGGAUUUAAGUACUGAAAUGAUUAGAACUAAAAUUGCUCAUAGGAAAUCACUGUCUCAGAAAGAAAACAGACAUAAGGAAUACGAACGAAAUAGACACUUUGGUUUGAAAGAUGUAAACAUUCCAACCUUGGAAGGUAGAAUUCUUCUUGAAUUAGAUGAGACUUCUCAAGAGCUUAUUCCAGAAAAGGCCAUCGUUAAGCCAAGGGCAAUGAAAACUAUUCUAGGUGAUCAACGAAAACAGAUGCUCCAAAAAUACAAAGAAGAAAAGCAGCUUCAAAAAUUGAAAGAGCAGAGAGAGAAAGCUAAACGAGGAAUAUUUAAAGUGGGUCGUUAUAGACCUGAUAUGCCUUGUUUUCUUUUAUCAAACCAGAAUGCUGUGAAAGCUGAGCCAAAAAAGGCUAUUCCAUCUUCUGUACGGAUUACAAGGUCAAAGGCCAAAGACCAAAUGGAGCAGACUAAGAUUGAUAAUGAGAGUGAUGUUCAAGCAAUCCAACCUGGUCAAAGACAAACUUCUGAAAAGAAAGUGUCAAACAAAGAGAAAAAAGUCGUGCAGCCUGUAAUGCCCAUGUCGUUGAGAAUGACUCGAUCAGCUACUCAAGCGGCAAAGCAGGUUCCCAGAACGGUCUCAUCUACCACAGCAAGAAAGCCAGUCACAAGAGCUGCUAAUGAAAACGAACCAGAAAGAAAGGUGCCAAGUAAUAAAGGAAGACCUGCCAAAAAUGUAGGAACAAAACCUGACAAGGGUAUUUCUUGUAAAGUCGACAGUGAAGAAAAUACUUUGAAUUCACAAACUAGUGCAACAAGUGGAAUGGAUCCAGAUGGAGUCUUAUCAAAAAUGGAAAACUUACCUGAGAUGAAUACUGCAAAAAUAAAAGGGAAGAAUUCCUUCGCACCUAAAGAUUUUAUGUUUCAGCCACUGGAUGGUCUGAAGACCUAUCAAGUAACACCUAUGACUCCCGGAAGUGCUAAUGCUUUUUUGACACCCAGUUACACCUGGACUCCUUUAAAAACAGAAGUUGAUGAGUCUCAAGAAGCAACAAAAGAAAUAUUGGCACAAAAAUGUAAAACUUACUCUACCAAGACAAUACAGCAAGAUUCAAAUAAAUUGCAAUGUCCUUUGGGUCCUCUAACAGUUUGGCAUGAAGAACAUGUUUUAAAUAAAAACGAAGCUACUACUAAAAAUUCAAAUGGCCUUCCGAUAAAAGAAGUCCCACCACUUGAAAGAAAUGAAGGUCAAAUAACUCAGCCCCACCAUGAUGUGCCAUAUUUCAGAAAUAUCCUCCAAUCAGAAACUGAGAAAUUAACUUCACAUUGCCUCGAGUGGGACAGGAAGCUUGAAUUGGACAUUCCAGAUGAUGCUAAAGAUCUUAUUCGCACAGCAGUUGGUCAAACAAGACUCCUUAUGAAGGAAAGGUUCAAACAGUUUGAAGGACUGGUUGGUGAUUGUGAAUAUAAACGAGGUGUAAAGGAGACUACCUGUACAGAUCUGGAUGGAUUUUGGGAUAUGAUUAGUUUUCAGAUAGAAGAUGUAAUCCACAAAUUCAACAAUCUGAUCAAACUUGAGGAAUCUGGGUGGCAAGUCAAUAAUAAUAUGAAUAAUAAUAUGAACAAAAAUGUCUUUAGGAAAAAAGUUGUCUCAGGUAUAGCGAGUAAACCAAAACAGGAUGAUGCUGGAAGAAUUGCAGCGAGAAAUCGCCUAGCUGCCAUAAAAAAUGCAAUGAGAGAGAGAAUUAAGCAGGAAGAACAUGCUGAAACAGCAGCCUCUGUGAUACCAAAAGAAGUUGAUAAAAUAGUAUUUGAUGCUGGAUUUUUCAGAGUUGAAAGUCCUAUUAAAGCAUUCUCAGGAAUUUCUGUCUCUUCUGAAGGCCCUUCUCAAAGACUUAGAACACCUAAGUCUGUCAGCAAAGCUGUAUCUCAGAGUAGAAGUGAGAUGGGCCUUCCACAACAAACAAUGUCACCAGAAAGUGCGGGUCCUCAGAAUACUAAAAGUGAACAUGUGAAGAAGACUUUGUUUUUGAAUAUUCCUGAAAGCAGGAACAGCAUAGUGGAAGAUGCUCAGUGUCCUGGAUUACCAGAUUUAAUUGAAGAAAACCAUGAUGUAAAUAAGACAAACUUGAAGGUGGAUUGUUUACCCAGUGAGGGAAUGAGUUUGCCUCUUCUUGCUGGUGGAGUAGCAGAUGAUAUUAAUACUAACAAAAAAGAAGGAAUUUCAGAUGUUGUGGAAGGAAUGGAACUGAAUUCUUCAAUUACAUCACAGGAUGUUUUGAUGAGUAGCCCUGAAAAAAAUACAGCUUCACAAAAUAGCAUCUUAGAAGAAGGGGAAACUAAAAUUUCUCAGUCAGUACUAUUUGAUAAAAGUCUCACUACUGAAUGCCACCUUCUUGAUUCGAUGGGAUCUUGCUAUGUUGCUCGGGCUGGUCUUGAAGUCCUGGGUUCAAGUGAUCCUACCACCUCAGCCUCCCGAGUAGCUGGGACUACAGCCAGGUCUACAGUGCAGUAAUCCAUUUACUCAGCUGGAGAGGAGACAUCAAGAGCAUGCCAGACACAUUUCUUUUGGUGGUAACCUGAUUACUUUUUCACCUCUACAAGGAGAAUUUUGAAUUUAAAAAUAAAUCCAUUUUCCUUCACAUUAUCAAUGCUUAUAUAUUCUUUAGACUAUUGAAAUUUUGGAGAAAAUGUAUUUGUGUUCACUUCUAUAGUAUCAUAUAAUGUUUUAAUACUCUGUUCAUCAAAGUGUAUUUUAGAUAUACUCUUUCUCAAGGGAAGUGGGGAUAUUUUGUACAUUUUCAACACAGAAUAAAAAAUAUACUGUGCCUUG
Messenger RNA from Mandrillus leucophaeus (drill), 3430 nucleotides. It is a transcript of the gene DLGAP5, whose product is annotated as discs, large (Drosophila) homolog-associated protein 5. Gene Ontology annotation, cellular component: nucleus; cytoplasm; spindle pole centrosome. The transcript is spliced from 20 exons. Lineage: Eukaryota; Metazoa; Chordata; Mammalia; Primates; Cercopithecidae. Gene Ontology annotation, molecular function: microtubule binding. The record is from RefSeq and is a predicted model, not a curated record. Gene Ontology annotation, biological process: chromosome segregation; kinetochore assembly; centrosome localization. The coding region runs from base 578 to 3112 and encodes 844 amino acids.